GUUGCGGCUCGGCGACCACAGAGUCUCGCGCCACAGCCUAGAGAGGCGCCGCCCCGCCCUUCCCCCUCCUCCCCCGGCGAGGCCUUUCCGGCGCGGCGCUUCCGCCUCGCGCUGGCACCUGAGAAGGAAGGAAAAAUAAAGCUGGAGAGGGGGCAGCGGCGCUGCCGCUCCGGCCCGUUCUCCCCUCCUCCUCCUGCGCCUGCCGCCCCGAGGCUGCAGCGUCGCCGCCGCAGGUAUGUCAGAACACAGCAGUGAAUCCACAACACUUGAUGAGUCUCAUCCAGCUGCAGAAGAGGUCCAGUCUGACUCUGAGGGAGGUGCAAUGGCUCAAGAGUCACCCAAAAAUUCAGCAGCAGAAAUUCCUGUGACUAGCAAUGGACAGCUGGAAGAUUCUCAUGAGCACAGCUUUAACAGGGACUUGAAACGUUCAUUACCAGUUGGACUUGGACUUUCUGAAACCAAAAUAACUUCUCAUGACUUUGACAGCACCAAAGAAGGAGUUGUUGAGGCAGGACCAUUUCCAGGUAAAGGUUCCUCAGCAUCACCCAAAUCAUCUGUUAUAUCUCCUAGCAGUGCAGCAGCUAGCAGACUGGCUGGACAAGGUUGCGAUUUAAUUAUUCCCGCAGGGGGCAAAGCUCAGCAGAAGAGUGGACCUGUUGUGUUAGCAGAGGAAGUAAAGAAUCCAGCAAUGGAGAAAUUGGAAUUGGUGAGAAAGUGGAGCUUAAACACUUACAAGUGUACACGUCAGAUCAUCUCUGAAAAAUUGGGUCGUGGCUCAAGAACAGUAGAUCUGGAACUAGAAGCUCAGAUAGAUAUAUUGAGAGAUAACAAAAAAAAAUAUGAAAAUAUCUUGAAACUGGCACAGACGCUGUCCACGCAGCUCUUCCAAAUGGUACAUACCCAAAGGCAGCUGGGAGAUGCAUUUGCUGACCUGAGUUUGAAAUCAUUGGAACUUCAUGAGGAGUUUGGCUACAAUGCAGAUACACAGAAAUUUCUUGCUAGAAAUGGAGAAACUCUUCUCGGGGCAAUUAACUUUUUUAUUGCCAGUGUGAAUACAUUGGUGAAUAAAACAAUUGAGGAUACAUUAUUGACUGUGAAACAGUAUGAAAGUGCCAGGAUUGAAUAUGAUGCCUAUAGAACAGACCUAGAAGAGCUGAAUCUUGGCCCUCGUGAUGCAAACACUCUGCCAAAGAUUGAGCAAUCACAACAACUGUUUCAAGUGCAUAAAGAGAAAUACGACAAAAUGCGUAAUGAUGUAUCUAUCAAAUUGAAAUUUUUGGAAGAAAACAAGGUCAAGGUAUUGCACAAUCAGCUCGUUCUGUUCCACAAUGCUAUUGCAGCAUAUUUUGCUGGGAAUCAGAAGCAGCUUGAACAGACACUUAAACAGUUCCACAUCAAAUUGAAAAAUCCUGGAGCAGAUGCCCCAUCCUGGCUUGAAGAACAGUAAUCACAUCAGAGAA
This is a messenger RNA of Cuculus canorus (common cuckoo), 1460 nucleotides long. RefSeq names its product ADP ribosylation factor interacting protein 1 (gene ARFIP1). The transcript has 10 exons. Gene Ontology annotation, cellular component: trans-Golgi network membrane. Gene Ontology annotation, molecular function: phospholipid binding; protein domain specific binding. Gene Ontology annotation, biological process: regulation of Arp2/3 complex-mediated actin nucleation; intracellular protein transport. The record is from RefSeq and is a predicted model, not a curated record. The coding region runs from base 236 to 1447 and encodes 403 amino acids. NCBI's taxonomy places the organism in Eukaryota, Metazoa, Chordata, Aves, Cuculiformes, Cuculidae.